UUUAUGGCAUUCGGAAAAUGAAGGAAAAACAUAUGUUGAGUAUUCUGUUGAGCAUUUUCCAUAUCUUGAUUAUCUCAUGUAGUUCCUAUGUUCAGAAAUUUCCACUGUUAAUGCCCAAUGUUCAUCCUGAUAGAGAUGAAUUGUAUCUUUGUACCCCAGCUAAAAUUGUGCCAAACUCAAAUUUUUAUAUUGUGGGCUUUGAACCAAAUGCCACAAUGGACAGGAUACAUCAUAUGAUCUUAUUUGGAUGUACAGAACCUGGAAGCAAUGACCCGUACUGGGAUUGUGGUGAAAUGAGUAUGACAGAAACAAACACUCUGAAAGAAAGGCCUCCUUGUUCCAGUGGAACCCAUGUUAUUUAUGCAUGGGCUCGAGAUGCUAAAGCCCUUACAUUACCAGAGGGAGUAGGUUUUCAGGUUGGAGUGAAUACCUCCAUAAAAUAUUUGGUUAUACAGCUGCAUUAUUCUCAUAAGUUGCCUGGAAAUGAGUUGGAUAAUUCUGGAUUGACUUUGCUGUAUACACAAACACCACUGAAAAAGCUUGCAGGUGUUCUCCUGUUGGGAACAGGAGGUGAAAUUGCUCCCAAAACCAUUACCCAUCUGGAAGUUGAUUGUUCUAUCGAUGAAGGAAAAAUUAUCCAUCCAUUCGCUUACAGAGUUCAUACUCAUAGCCUGGGCCGUGUUGUUUCUGGCUACACAAUCGAUCGUGAUGAGUAUGGAAAAGACCAUUGGACCUUAUUGGGCAAAAGAGAUCCUAUGACACCUCAAAUGUUUUAUCCUGUCUUCAGCAGAAAACCCAUUGGUCCUAAACAAAGAUUGGCAGCCAGGUGUACUAUGGAAAGUUCGAGCAGAGAUUCAUAUACUUCUGUGGGACCUACUAAUCAACAUGAAAUGUGCAACUUCUAUCUCAUGUAUUAUGUUGAAGAUGACUCACCUCUUGAUAGGAAAUAUUGCAUGAGUGAAGGUCCACCAUUUUAUUACUGGAAGAAGAAUUACAAUUUGAACAAUAUACCUGAAUUUGAAGCAUCAGCAUUAUUGGAUCGACCUCCCUUGGUAACUCAUCACUAAAAAGUUGCACGAAUCUAAAAACUUGAAAUGAAUGCUAUGAAUAAUUUUGAACUUCCAAUUAAGUUUUUGAAUAUAUUGCCCUCAAACUUGAGUCAUGAAUCUGCACAGUAUUAAAUGUACUUAAAUAUUUUCAUUUUCAUAAUUUUUUUUUUAGUUUAAAUUGAGACUCAAUUUCAUUCCUUUUUUUACCAGUUUGGUGGUCUCCAGUCUUCCAAAUUUUCUUUCAUUAUUUCAUCAGUUUAUCGGUUUUAUUUAUUUGACCAAAAUAAACAAGAGCGUCGCCAGCUCAACAGGUUUGAGGCUCGUCUUUGUUAAAAUUUGAUGUGAAACACCAUGACCACAAUGCUGAGAUUUAGUUUUGCCCCCCUAGCCCAACAACUAGCGACGCCCUUGAUAUGUACCCAUUGUUAUUUACAUUUGAGACAUUUCGCACAAAUUUGUAGAUUGAAAUUUGAUUCAUAAUGGCAAUGCUUAUUUUCUCUUCAUAUAUAUCAAUAUAUUUUUAUCAAUUACCACUUUCAAAUAUCAUUAGAAACAAAAAUUUUCAUCAAAUUAUAAAAUGAGAUUUUUUGUAAAUUGAAAGUAAAGUAUAGUUUUUGUUUUCACUAAAGUUCCUUAAAAAUUAUAUCUGCUGCAGAAACAUUCCAAAGUAUUAAGAUUGAUUCAAACUAAAUAUUCAUGUACAUGUUAGAAUAGUCGUUUUUAGUUCAGUUUUCAAUUCAGAACACCUUCUAGAAAGUGAAAUUUUAGUUGCUAGUAUGAAAGAUGUACACAAAAAAUAUAACUAUAUAUAUAUUUGGAAACUGACCAAAUGAAAUUUACUGUGAAGUGCAAAAAAAAAUUAAAUUACAUUCGAGUGGUUACUCAAUUAUUUUAAACUAAAUAUUUUUCCAGUUAAUGUUAUCAAACUAUGUAUCUUGAAUAUUUUUUGAGAUCUUUAUUUUUAUGGAUUUGAGAUUACGAUUAAGUGUAGCUUCUAGUCAUGAAUUCCAAUCGUCCAAAUUUUCAAAUUUACUUCUCAGAUUAUUUAAAACGUAAUUUUAUUGUGGUUAUCAAUUUAUGCCAUUCCACAAAUUGAUCUGUUUGUUAUAUACAUAUAUAUAUUUUAUAUUAUUUAGUAUUGAAAUAUUUUUAUUCUGAAAAUUUAUCAAAAAUUGAAUGUGACAUAUUCAAAGGAAAUAAAAUUAGCAAUUUUA
Molecule: messenger RNA, 2263 nt
Organism: Coccinella septempunctata (seven-spotted ladybird)
Lineage: Eukaryota; Metazoa; Arthropoda; Insecta; Coleoptera; Coccinellidae
Product: peptidylglycine alpha-hydroxylating monooxygenase
Exons: 10
Coding region: 18-1067 (349 amino acids)
Biological process (GO): peptide metabolic process
Cellular component (GO): membrane; extracellular region
Molecular function (GO): oxidoreductase activity, acting on paired donors, with incorporation or reduction of molecular oxygen, reduced ascorbate as one donor, and incorporation of one atom of oxygen; copper ion binding
Source: RefSeq, a predicted model, not a curated record